UCAUCGACGCGUCUUUGUUUGACGAGUUCUGUCUUAUUAGCAGUGCAUGGCUGUGUUGUGGAAUAUCCAUCAGGUCUGAAGGCAGCGAGCGGGACUUUCUUUUUAAGCUGACAGUCCAGCAGCAGCAGCAGCAGCAGCAUGGGUCGGCGUUCCUCUGACAGCGAGGAUGACAGUCGGAGCCGGAGGAAAAGAAAACAACGUCGCCGUUCAUCUUCCUCAUCCUCUUCUUCGUCCUCCUCCGGRAGCCGAGUGAGAAGUAGCCGCACUCGGAGAUCCAGUCGCCGGAGCCGGUCACGCUCCAGAGAUCGAAGGAGAAGACGACGUUCCAGCAGCAGUUCAUCUCACAGUUCAUCUCACAAGAGGAGGAGUCGAAGUGCAGACAGAGAUAAAGGGAGAAGUCACCGUUCUCACAGGUCACGCAGCCGGGACAGAAGGUCUCGAUCGCGCCACAGAAAGUCUCGCAGUGGAAGCGGAAGCCGUAGCCAUCGAACGAGCCACAGCCGCAAACGGAGCCACAGCAGGGAACGGGARAGGAGUCGUCGUAAGGGCCAUGACCGAGACAAGGAGAAGGAGAGGGCUAAGAAGUCGGAGAAGAAGGGAUGCUGUGCCGGGCUGCCAUUGUUUCCCAUCAGUUUUUCUGGGGCUGCGAGGAGAGCCAAAAGAUUUCCACAUGUGACUUUAACGCCGGCGUCCCUCCUGCCGUAAAGCACCGUGCUUCAU
Molecule: messenger RNA, 720 nt
Organism: Austrofundulus limnaeus
Lineage: Eukaryota; Metazoa; Chordata; Actinopteri; Cyprinodontiformes; Rivulidae
Product: serine/Arginine-related protein 53
Exons: 5
Coding region: 139-705 (188 amino acids)
Source: RefSeq, a predicted model, not a curated record